UUAUUCGUGUGUGUUGGUGGUUAACGUUCCGACCGGGUGUGAGUACGGCAUUCGGAUGCUGGAAGCUGCGGAGUAGCAACGCCGUGCCAAUACCGCAGAGCUGUGUGUUUUAUUGUUUAACAGCUCCGUUUAACCUUGAGCAGCCGGAUAAUGGCGGAUAGUUUCUUCAAAGCGGUGAUUCGUGAUCCCAAGUGGGACGUGCGGUCGGAAGCCAAACGCUUGGGCUUUCUGUUUCAAUUGUAUAUCGAUGCGAAAAAGCCGACGGAAGUGUUUAUCAAGUACAAAACCGCCAAGGAGGCGGCGAAGGCACGGGCCAGCUUAGCGCAAAAUGAGAAUGUGUUGCGCGUCGAAUCGAUGGACGAGUGGAAUAUAAAACCGAAAAAGCAGGAAAGCAAGCAACCGGAAUAUAAUGCCUCUGCCGCACCGUCGCUCGUGGGAAGCACUGUCCAAACUAGAUCCCCGGCCAAGCAUAAUUCUGCUGCACCGAACCACAUGCCACAGCCGAUGCAGAUGCAGAUGCCAAUGCAGAUGCCAAUGCAGAUGCAGAUGCCGAUGGGCCCGCAGGGAAUGUUCAACGUUUGUGCCGCGUGCCGGAACAGUGGCGCUUCGUUCCAGUGCUUUGUUUGUGGCAUAUUCUACUGCGGCGACCAAUGCCAAAGAGCCGAUUGGCCGGCCCAUAUCAUGCAAUGUGUACCACGCUUGGUGCGAGCAACGAAUCCGUUUGUGGCGGCCAACGUACCACAAAUGAGCAUGCCCUUACCCUUCAACGGAAUGUUCCCCGGGGCGGGCAACAACAACUGGUACGAAAAUAAAGAAAAUGUACAACAUCACGCGCCGCCGCACUCGAAUGGCCCAGUGGCAGGUAGCUCCAAACAACAGCCCGGUACAUCGAAACAACAGGCCCAGCAGCCGAAACCCGUCCCGACUGCUUCCUCGAAGGAAUCGCCACCCUGUAACGUACCCACCAACGUGCUCAAAAGUAUGGCCAUGAAACGUCACCAGGACCAGGCCGACCCAUCUAACGGUUUGGUAAGUGGUGCACCGAGCGCACCGGCUAAAGCGAACGAAGCCAAACCGGCCAAAGAAGGCUCCAAGCUGGCGAAGCGGGUGCAGCAAAAGACGGCUCCGAAACGUACCAUCCAAUACGCCACAUUCCCGCUCGAGGGUGAGAAUGUAAAGAUUUCCUACGUCAGUGCCGGCGGCGAGCUGUACGUGUACCGUACCGGACCGGAAGCGAAUGGUCAGCCGAACCGAUACAUCGAGCUGGUUAAACGUUCCAUUGAAUGUGCGCGAGGCGUUAAGGAGAUGGUGCAGGCGGCACCAAAGGUAGAGGACGUUGUGUUUGCACCGUUCGAUGGGGAUUACUAUCGGGCCGCUGUCAAGUCGGUGGACGGGUCGCAGGUGAGCGUGUUUUUCCCCGACUUUGGCAACUCGCUCACGGUCGAGUGGAAGCAGCUGAAAGACAUUCCGGAUAAGGACAUACAGUACGGCACGUGCUACACGCACGCGGUAAAGAUUGAAGGCGUACCGACACCGUACACGCCGAUGGUAUACCAGUUUCUUUGCCAGCUGCAAGAGCUGGAUGAUUUCGAGCUUACCAAGGUGGAGGAUCGAGCCGGCGGCAAAACGAUCGAUAUGCGCCACGUCCGGGAACUGUACCAGCUGAGCGAGAAGGUACGGGAGGUGGGCAAGAAGGAAAAAAUGGACGAAAAGGCAAAGAAUGCGGCAGUGAAGCAGGAGGCUGUACCGAAGGCGGCAAUUCCCGAUCCGGCCUCCUACCUUCCAGUUACGGCUGAUGAUAUCAUUGAACACGACAUGCAAAUGGGGCCGGAUGUGGAGCUGAUGAUAGUGGAAGCCUCGGAGCUGGACGGUUUGAACCAGCUGACGGUUAUACUGAAAUCGGACAGUCUGGAGUUCGCCAACAUGCUGAACGAAUGCGAACAGCGCGGAGCGGCCGACCCGAACCCUUACCAGCCGGAGGAGGAAAAUCUAGUCUUCCUGUUACAGUUCGAAGGCAUCUGGUGCCGUGCACUGUUGGCCAGCAGCCAGGACGAGGAGAAGCAGUACUAUCUGCUCGAUCUCGGCAUUAUACGUACGCUGAGCGAGCAGCCCGAAUGUCGCCGCUAUCCUGCCGGACUGACGCGCAAAAUGUUUGCCUGCGAAUGUAUCGUUGAUAAUCCCGAAAUGUUGGGAGUGACGAAUGCAACGGAAGACAAUAAUGUUGCGCUGCGCGGUAAGACGCUAAAGGCCACCGUAUACCAGCACACCGAGGAAGAAAAUGAAACAACACACAUUAAGAUUCUUUCGAUUAGAGGAUAAUUCAUUAUGCGGCACCUUCUUCUUUACGUUCGAUUUACGCGAAACUCCUCUUUCAUCUAUUAAAUAAGCUUGUUGUUGUAUCGUUGCGAUGGGAGUAAGUUACGCUGGUUAACUCGCCUUUGUUUUAUCCCCUACCAUGACUCCGUGCUCUUUGCAAUGUUGUAAUUGUAGUACGUAAGUGUGAAGCAUCACACAGGUGUAAAACAAGUUGAUUUUAUUACAAUCGCUUACGCUAAAGAUGCCAUUUAGGCAAGCCUUCCGCGAGCACGUUAAAAAAUACAGCCAAAGCUGUAAGGAAUACAUAUUCAGCACUGGAUAGCAGUACUACUGACGCAAGCAAAAAUGCUUCCAAAACGUGACGACGCGCACCGUUGCCUCCGAGCUGCUAUUCUAUUGACACAGCCGGUUUGCCUUUUCGGGGCGGUUUUCUAAACCAUCUAGGUUAAAAAUGCUUCAAAUACAACCAUUUAUCAAUAAACAAACCAUUCGUUAAUGAA
Molecule: messenger RNA, 2816 nt
Organism: Anopheles merus
Lineage: Eukaryota; Metazoa; Arthropoda; Insecta; Diptera; Culicidae
Exons: 6
Coding region: 151-2319 (722 amino acids)
Source: RefSeq, a predicted model, not a curated record